Messenger RNA from Sporisorium graminicola, 1017 nucleotides. RefSeq lists its product as uncharacterized. Gene Ontology annotation, biological process: monoatomic ion transport. The record is from RefSeq and is a predicted model, not a curated record. Gene Ontology annotation, molecular function: monoatomic ion channel activity. NCBI's taxonomy places the organism in Eukaryota, Fungi, Basidiomycota, Ustilaginomycetes, Ustilaginales, Ustilaginaceae. The transcript has a single exon. Gene Ontology annotation, cellular component: plasma membrane; endoplasmic reticulum. Bases 1 to 1017 code for a protein of 338 amino acids.
AUGAACGCCGCCGCACAGCUGCUCAAGCGAGCGGGCAACGAGGCCCUCUCGGUCAACCCUACCGUCGCUGACAUCGACAUCACCACCCACGGCUCCGACUGGCUCUGGGCUGUCUUUGCGGUCAUGGCUUUGACCGGCCUUGGCUCCAUGGCCUGGUCCAUGAAGAUCUCGCGCGGUGAGCGUGCCUUCCACUACCUCUCGGCUGCCAUCCUGGCUACCGCCUCGGUCGCCUACUUCUCCAUGGCUUCCGACCUGGGUGCUACCCCAGUCCGCGUCGAGUUCACCAACUACGGCCCUAACCAGGUCAAUGGCAUGCGCCCCACCCGAUCCAUCUGGUACGCUCGCUACAUUGACUGGACCAUCACCACCCCUCUCCUCCUCCUCGAGAUCCUCCUCGUUUCCGGUCUUCCCCUCUCGACUAUCUUCAUCACCAUCUUCUUCGACUUGGUAAUGAUCAUCACCGGUCUCGUUGGCGCCCUGGUGGAGUCCACCUACAAGUGGGGUUACUACACCAUGGGCUGCGUUGCCAUGUUCUACGUCUUCUGGGUCAUUUACGGACCCGGUCUCAAGUCGGCCGCCCACCUCGGCGAUGACUUCAAGAAGUCGUACCUGCACUCGGCGAUGCUGCUCACCCUUCUCUGGACCCUGUACCCCAUUGCCUGGGGUCUGGCUGAUGGAAGCAACACGAUCUCGCCCACCGGUGAGAUGGUUUUCUAUGGUGUGCUCGACCUGCUCGCCAAGCCCGUGUUUGCGCUCUUCCACCUAUGGUCGCUCCGACGAUGCAACUACUCCUCGCUCCACCUCAAGAGCGGCAAGUUCUCUGACUACGAGGACCUCUCGGCCAACCACUUCCGCACCAUGGAGAACGGCAAGGCUGCUGAGGCUGGCAUCGGCGCCACUGGUGCCCACACCGCCACCACCACCGGUGCUACCACUACCGGAUCCAACACCACGGGCGCCAACGUCCUCCACCCUGCUCCCCCUACCACCAUGCAGCAGCACGAUUACACUCAGUAA